Phytophthora infestans T30-4 is the source of this 951-nucleotide messenger RNA. RefSeq lists its product as uncharacterized. The transcript is spliced from 2 exons. The record is from RefSeq and is a predicted model, not a curated record. NCBI's taxonomy places the organism in Eukaryota, Oomycota, Peronosporomycetes, Peronosporales, Peronosporaceae. The coding region runs from base 1 to 951 and encodes 316 amino acids.
AUGGAGUCGCGUCAUGUCCAACCCCUACCGACGACUGCUUCAAGGAGUCUGAAGGCUGCAUCGCCCGUAGCGAUUGAGGCGACCUCUUGUGAGUGUCAAUCUAUACCUCGUCCGUGUAUUUUCUUGCAUGGUCUAGGCAACCCGAACGAAAGGGAAGAAUUGCAAGACACCCCGAAGUUGACAAAGGAAAAGUUCGGUGAUAUCCGUGGGCACGCUCCGUGCUGCACGUCAGUAAAGUACGCGGUCUUGAACACAGUUGACGUCGGGUGGAGGGAUGAAACGCUGCAGCACAAGUUCUGUGAUUUCUCGCUUUCCAUGAGCGAAACCAGCGACUUGACAUCCCAUACAAUAUCAGACACGAUCGUAGUGACACACUCCAUGGGCGGCUUAGUGCUGGCAAGUGCACUCGCCACGGGGAAAUGUAAGCUAGCUGCAAGCUCGACUUGGGUGAGUUUGAGUGCUCCGAUGAUGGGGAGUAUGGCUGGAGACUUUCUUCAAGAUAUUUGUGACGGCAAGCAUACGAAAUUUGUAGCGGGGUUAAUGAAUAUACUUGGCCAGUGCCCUAUUACCGUGGCUAAGCAGUCGAUCUACUACCAGAACGGGAAGUACAGCACCUUAGCGCUCAAUGCGGCGUACUCUGCAGCCCAAGAAGCCUACCGUACCAACGUCAGUGCAGCUCUGUGUAGCAAAAGCUACAUCGGCGUUUUAUCAAAAUUUUCUCCCUCCUGCUUAGUGGGAGGCACGGUAAUCCCUCACAAGUCGGAAGAGAAUGAUGCUCUAGUUGAGUUUCAGAGCUGUCUGGGCGGCCUGGACCCUGACUUGUUUGGCGACAGCUACCUCGAUCGAUUUUACUCGGCCAAUUUGGAUCAUGCUGACACUGCGUUCCUGACUCGCGACGGAUUUUUCAGGGAUUCUCAAAAACCAUUUAAAUGGUUCGAGUGUUUGCUUUAA